CAGAAGUCCAAAACAAACUUUCUAAUUUGAUUAAAGAAGUGGGGAGCAAGAAGGAUGCCAAGGGGCUGAUUGAACAAGAGAUCAAGCAACUCGAAGCGUCCUACUUCCAUCAAUCGCGGUACUCAGAAGAGUAGGUGGAACGUGCCUUUAGAGGACUGAUGCUAUCUCUUGUAGGAUGGAAGGAGUUAAGGAAUCUCUAGCAAAACAAACGCUUCAUCUGAAAAAGGCUUUGGAAGAUAUUAAAGACUCAAACGAGUCAAUGAGAAAAGAGCGGACUGCCUUUAUCAGCCAGUGCCGCUCGAAACUCAAGGAUUACGAUGAAUGCAUUUGGCAAAAUGAAAAACUGCGGCUGUUUGUCGACACAUGGAUCAAAAAGUCUCCGAACUUCGAGCUGACCGCCCCUGAAAAGGACGAAGUGCCUCAAACACAGACGUUCCAGUUACCUGAGAGAGAUGGUGAUUCACAUGCACCUCCGGAGAAGCUUAACCAACAGCAUCGGGAAAUACCAUAUGGUCCAAACCUUGAGGACACAAGUCGUCUGAGACUGUCAGCCCUGGAUACUUCAGCUCUUUUGACUGAG
This is a messenger RNA of Opisthorchis viverrini, 580 nucleotides long. RefSeq lists its product as hypothetical. The transcript is spliced from 3 exons. The record is from RefSeq and is a predicted model, not a curated record. The annotation marks the transcript as partial. Lineage: Eukaryota; Metazoa; Platyhelminthes; Trematoda; Opisthorchiida; Opisthorchiidae.